Messenger RNA from Propithecus coquereli (Coquerel's sifaka), 606 nucleotides. RefSeq names its product coiled-coil domain-containing protein 162-like. Bases 1 to 606 code for a protein of 201 amino acids. The record is from RefSeq and is a predicted model, not a curated record. Lineage: Eukaryota; Metazoa; Chordata; Mammalia; Primates; Indriidae. The transcript is spliced from 5 exons.
AUGACGGUGGGGGAGGAGCAGGGGGUGCGCACAGCAGGAGGGUCUGAGCUUCGAGAACUACAGAAAAUGAUUGACAGCCUCGAGAGCCCCCAGGACCCUACGCAGGUGGCCCAGGCACUCUUCCUCCGGAGGGAGGUUAUGUUUCUGCAGUUUGAUGCUGCAGUGAGGCAUCUCAUCCGAAGAACAUUUUUGGCAGCUGGAAACGUUCCUGCCUAUCAGUCUGUCACAGACGGCAUGUACCAUGGGCUGCCCCCACUGAGCAACUCCCUCCUGAAGAGCAUUUUUGCUUCACAGCUCAGCCUGCCCCAGCCACUGGAUCCGCGGAGCCCCCAGGCAUUUGUGCUGUUCCCUUGGAGAGCAUUUCUGGAAGAUGGAGGACCAUUCCCAGUUAUGAGUAGCAGCCCAGAUACUCUAGAAUAUAACAUGCAGGAGAGAAUCAUGGUUCAGCUGGUAUCAGCCUUGGCUGUAGACUCAGCUGAAGUUCUCGUGGCAGUAGUGGUCUGGGAGAGUGGCUGUCACCCCCUGAGCCUCUUAGGGAAACUGGCAGCUCAGAGGCGGGUGACUCCUGAUCCGUCUACAAGCAGUGGUGGGAAGGGAACUUUUUAA